Bradysia coprophila is the source of this 3267-nucleotide messenger RNA. It is a transcript of the gene kat80, whose product is annotated as katanin p80. Gene Ontology annotation, cellular component: katanin complex. The record is from RefSeq and is a predicted model, not a curated record. Lineage: Eukaryota; Metazoa; Arthropoda; Insecta; Diptera; Sciaridae. Gene Ontology annotation, biological process: microtubule severing; microtubule depolymerization. Gene Ontology annotation, molecular function: microtubule binding.
UUUCCUCACGAAAUACGCCGCAUAACAGAACGCAGUCACCGUAACAGUCAGUAGAGUCAAAAUAUCUGUCAAAAGAGAACAUAAAAAAUACAUUGGUGAACGUAAAUUUGCAAAAAAAAAAUUAUUUUAUUUACAUUGUGUUUGAUCAAUUUUGUGAUAAUUUGUGUGUAAUCUCCAAUGUAAUGGCCUUACCAAGGAAGUUAGCUUCAAAAAUAUAUGAAAUAGAAGCCCACGCACAGAAAGUGAGAUGCUUGGAUUUGGGAGAGACUGGACGGGUUUUAGUAACAGGUGGACAAGAUCGGAAUGUUAAUUUGUGGGCAUUCGGAAAUGACAAACGUUUUAUGUCUUUAUCCGAACAUAAUGGGGCAAUUGAUUGCGUAAAGUUUGCCUACAAUGACAACUAUGUCUAUUCGGCCGACGAACAUGGUAUCAUAAAACGAUGGGAUUUGAACGGUCAAACCGGUUCGUCAACGUUUUUUGGUCAUAUGAAAAGUGUCCGAACGCUAGACUUUCAUCCGUACGGUGAAUAUGUGGUGUCUGGCAGUAAUGACACAACCGUUAGAUUAUGGGAUGUGCGCAAGGACAAUCAAUGCAUAUACAAAUACCGCGGUCACAUUGCCAACAUAAAUUCCGUCAAAUUUUCGCCAGACGGCUCGUGGAUAGCAUCGGCUGGAACUGAAGGAUCCGUUAUCAUAUGGGACAUACGAACCCAACAGCGAAUUAUUGAAUUCCAAGAGCACGCGUCGCCCGUAACAUGCAUUCAAUUUCAUCCGUUCGAAUUUCUUCUGGCCGCUGGUCGAAAUGAUGGUUCCGUGGAUUUAUAUGACUUGGAGAGUAGAAAACUGGUGUCCCGUUCCGACACAAAAAACUCAUUCUCAUCCAGUACAGUGAAAUGUAUAACAUUUAGUGAAAAUGGUCAGUGUCUGUUCGUUGGAACAGCGGAUGGUAUAUCCGUUAUAGGCUGGGAGCCAGAUAGACAGUUCGACAAUAUCGAAUCGGCUUGGAGUAUGCUUGGCGACAUUCAAGUCUUCAAAAAUAAAUUGUUUUGCGGCUCGUACGAAAAUCAAAAAGUUGAAAUCCAUGCCAUCAACUUGGACGACAUAAUUCCAUUUUACAAUCCGCUCAACAAACCGUUCAAUCCACAGCAAAGUUCACGGAAAAGUUUCUCUCGCGGUAAUUCCAAGCAUCGUGUGUCCAUCGGAAAGACUGUACGCUCAACACAAGACACGAUAAACGAAAAUAGCUCCGAACCGCCUAGCCUCGACGAUCUGUCGGCAAAUUCGAUCUAUCAAACCCCGCCCAGUCCACUGCCACACGGCUUUUCGUUUGGUGAAUAUGCUUCGACGCGAGAAAGUUAUUUGUUCGACAGUCUUCCGAAUGAUAAUUACAAAUACAACGAAUUCGACAAUCCAACGUCAACACCAACGUCCGCCGAACCAGACAUGUUUAUCGAUAACUAUGACAUGAGCGAUUUGGAUUAUUACCCGAUGCGUAGCAGUCCCGGUUCUUCCAAUGUUGUCGAACCCGAACGCGAAGAUUUCCCAGUAAAUAGUGCUCAACCGCCAGAUUAUGCACCCAAAAUGGACAUAACUAGUUUAACGAAACAAUCGUCCAAAUUUCGCCAGCCAAUGUCCCGUCGAAAUAGUCCACCAAAUCACCCAAUUCGUACAACGGUGCAACGAAAAUUGUCGGGUGUAUCGUCGAUAAGUACGACCGAUCUACAUCGAAUCGAUGAACCGUCGUCCAUGCGACCAAUGGGUCGGGCUAUGUCGCCGGUGAGGAAUUUCAUGGCUCGACAGAAGAAGAACAUUAACAACAACAACCACAAAAAUGAAAUAAACAGUCGAGAGAGCAGUCAUUUAAGUAGAAACAGCAAAUUAACUGUCCAAAUACACACACCGCCAAUGAAACAAGCACCAGCCAGAUCGAAAACAGCUUUCGAUUUGCGAUCGUCACUACCAGUAUCCCCGUUGACUCAGAGGACUUCCAACUUCCAUGGACAUUCAAUGACCGACGAAAGUUCCGAAUUUCAUUUACUAAACACUGGCCACGACAGGGUGUAUCAAGAGCUGCAAAAUCGAUAUGUUGCUUUGGAAUCGAUUCGAAAAUCUAUGAGAAAUCAAGAUAUUAAUAUUAUGGGUGCCUUAAAACAAUCAAUCAAAACGAAUGAUAGAUCUGUGCUGGUUGAUCUACUGGGCGCUGUCAUUGAGAAAGCCGGAACUUGGAAUCUUGACAUGUGCCUCAUACUACUUCCAGAAAUAUACGAAAUGCUGCAGAGUGCUGACAGUAAAUUCCACACAACACGAGCAUGUGACACAUUGCGCGUUAUCCUAUUACACUUCUUGCCAGUGAUUCAAGCGAACAUCGAUAGCUAUGCACCAACUCGAGCGUUAGGCGUUGAUAUACCGCGCGAGGAACGGCAAAAUAAAUGCCUUGAAUGUCGUGACUGGCUAUUACGCAUCAAAUCAUUACCGGAAAAUCGACACAUCGGAUCGAGCCUAUUAGCGCUACAGAAUUUAAUUGUGGAUAUUUGAACGGAAUGGUAAAUUUUAAAAAAAUGUUUGAGAAGUUAAAUACGAAAUUGAAAAUUAAUAAAAAAAAGGCAAACGUCGGAUAUAAAUCGUUCAUCAUGUAUAUCACAUCCCAACAUAUUUUGACUCCUAUACUGUUUAAAAUUUUCGAAAACUUUCUCUCGUGAUUAAUAAUAAUUUAGUUUAAUUACUGCGAAAUUAUUGUCUUUUUCUUUUUUUGUUUAUUUUUUUUUGGUUCGUCUCUUAAUCGUUUUAAAAAUGGAGAAAAUAAAUUUAGCUCUUAAGUUGUCAUAAUGUCAUUAUUAAUAGAGCAACAACUACUACUAAAAAAACGUUAACUAAACUAAUUAAUAAAAAUAAAAAUAAUUUAAAAAAAACAACAAAACUGUUCACUGGUGAUAAUAUUUUUAACAUUAAAAAAAACGUUUCUUUUUAAAUUAUUUUUAGUUUAAAUCAAUUCAUAGCGUUUAACAAAACAUAUCUGUAUUAAGAAGUAAGAUACACACACUCCAUACAUACACUAUACACACACAUAGUAACACAUACAUGACUGAAAGCCUUGAAAGAGUAGCGAAGAAAAAAUGUCAUGAAUCACUCACGAUUCUUUUGUGAGACGAAAAUGUGAGAAAAUGGAACUUACGAUUUAAGUGGCUGUUAUUUGCCUUUGCGUUAAGCGUAACAUGUGAAGUUUUGUAUAAACAUUUUGUGAAAUAGAAUACAUGAAUUUUCAAAAUGC